Messenger RNA from Papaver somniferum (opium poppy), 1555 nucleotides. RefSeq lists its product as uncharacterized. The coding region runs from base 113 to 1543 and encodes 476 amino acids. Gene Ontology annotation, molecular function: acetylglucosaminyltransferase activity. The transcript has 2 exons. Lineage: Eukaryota; Viridiplantae; Streptophyta; Magnoliopsida; Ranunculales; Papaveraceae. The record is from RefSeq and is a predicted model, not a curated record.
UCCGGUUUCGAGAAUUCCAGUGUACCUGUCGAACGUAUUCUUUCCUCUCUUUUUUUUGUGCCGGAAACAGCCAUCCAGCCGUCAGAGCCAGGGUAAGUAACUAAAGUUAAGAAUGGUAGUUCGCCAGUUGAUCAGCAGUUCUAAAACCAUCUUUUUAGCCUUAUCCUGUCUUAGUUUAGUCUAUCUUUUUGUAUCAGUACUAGUAAAUCAAGCACCUAUAUUGGAUAACAUUUGGUUAAGAAAAUCAGACUAUGCUGAAAUUUCUUCCGAAACAACAAUAAAUCAUGUGGUUUUUGGAAUUGCUUCAGCUUCCAAUUCAUGGGAAAACCGGAAGGAAUACGUUCGUCUAUGGUGGAAGCCAGAACAAAUGAGAGGCUGUGUAUUUCUCGAUGCAAUGCCGCCGUUGCAGCAGAAUGAUGCUAAUUCUACUUCUCUUCCUCCUUUAUGUGUGUCCGAGGAUACUUCGCGGUUCCGGUACAGCUUUAAAGGAGGUGAUCGAUCUGCUAUACGCGUAGCACGAGUUUUGCUGGAAACUGUGAAUUUAAACCAUUCAAACGUGCGAUGGUUUGUUUUCGGUGACGAUGAUACUGUCUUCUUCGCUGAGAAUCUAGUGAAGACACUGUCCAAGUAUGAUCACAAGCUUUGGUAUUAUAUUGGAUCUAUUUCGGAAACGUUCGUGCAGAAUGACCAUGUUUUAUCUUCAUUUGAAAUGGCUUAUGGUGGAGGUGGCUUCGCUGUAAGUUACUCUCUUGCAAAAGUUUUAGCUAAGGUUUUGGAUUCGUGCCUGGAUCGCUAUCCUCAUCUUUAUGGAAGUGAUGCUAGGAUUUACUCUUGUUUAGCCGAGCUCGGCGUUUCUUUGACUCAUGAAGUUGGAUUUCAUCAGGUUGAUCUUCGCGGUAAUCUGUUCGGAUUACUGGCCUCGCAUCCAUUAGCACCUUUGAUAUCUCUUCAUCACUUGGAUAAAGCUGACCCUAUAUUUCCCAACAAGACAACGCAUCAAGCAGUUGAACAUCUACUGAAAGCUGCAACAACUGACCCUCAUAGAGUAGUGCAACAAACAAUUUGCUACGACAACAUGUUUUCAAGAACAAUAUCGAUUUCUUGGGGUCACGCUGUUCAGAUUUUUGAAGGUAAUGUUCUUGUUCGGGAUCUUCUUCAAGUCAGGAAUACGUUCAAGCUAUGGAGGGAAGACAUAUCAAACACAGAUCUGUACAUGUUCAAUACUCGAAAAAUUGAUAGUAAUCCAUGCAAAAGACCCACAAUUUUCUUUCUGGAAAAUUUAUCGACAAAUCUGAAUACAAAUGAUCCUGUCAUUAAGAGCAUUUACAAGAGCAAUGGUAUUGGGAACUGCUUCAAAAAGAAGGACUUGACUAAGAAACUGCAAGAAAUCCGAGUGUUCGCACAUAAGCUAGACCUUCAUAUUAAGCUGGAAGCGCGGAGACGGCAAUGCUGUGAUGUCUUGCCUUUUUCGUCAAAUGACAAAGUUCUCAAUAUUGCUAUUAGAGAAUGUGGAGAAGAUGAACUAGCUUACAUGCAUCAAUAAAACUUUCGGAGA